GAUGUUUCAUUUUUGGUCACGACUUGUGAAUCACCCUGUAUGUUCUGUUCUUUUACAGAGACUUGCCUUUCGGCAAGGGCAAUACAGCACCUAUGAAGCAAGGCAAAUGGCCAUCGUUCAACGCCUGUACUCCUCCGUGGAUGCUGAAGAACCAGUUAUCGAUGACACUGAUCUCUCUGAUGUUGAUUUGGACGGAAAAGACGCCAUGGUUUAUGCCAAAUGUCCAGUGCAGCAAACUCAUUUGGGUUUAGCUGUGUGGUGCAACCCGGAUGGUCCGAUCAGUUUUGUAUGUUUGAUUUUGAGUUUCUUUUGUAAAUUAUAUUUACUGUGUUUUAUAUGUUUGAAAGUUUCUUUGUUAAAUUUAAUCAUUCAGUACAUUUGACUGCUUCGUUCUGUCAUUUUGGAUUUAUAUGUUUUGUGAUAUGAGAUGUAUGUCUAGAUUAAUGUUCGACUUGUAAUUUUCAAUAAAUACGUUUUUAUAAA
This is a messenger RNA of Acanthoscelides obtectus, 483 nucleotides long. The record is from the annotation of a GenBank genome assembly. NCBI's taxonomy places the organism in Eukaryota, Metazoa, Arthropoda, Insecta, Coleoptera, Chrysomelidae.